This is a messenger RNA of Rhincodon typus (whale shark), 2190 nucleotides long. RefSeq names its product ATP-sensitive inward rectifier potassium channel 8-like. Gene Ontology annotation, cellular component: plasma membrane. The transcript has a single exon. The record is from RefSeq and is a predicted model, not a curated record. Bases 662 to 1885 code for a protein of 407 amino acids. Gene Ontology annotation, biological process: regulation of monoatomic ion transmembrane transport; potassium ion import across plasma membrane. Gene Ontology annotation, molecular function: ATP-activated inward rectifier potassium channel activity. NCBI's taxonomy places the organism in Eukaryota, Metazoa, Chordata, Chondrichthyes, Orectolobiformes, Rhincodontidae.
CCAGUGCAGGAUCAGGAGUGCCACACUCUCUCCCAGACACCACUACAACUGGUCUGCUUACCCGAGUGGGAUCAGGAGUUUGUGUGUGAGUCUCUCUCUCUCUCUUCCAGACCCCACUAUAAGUGUUCUACUUCAGAAACAGAAAUCCCUGGAAAAGCUCAGCAGCUCUGUGUAGAGAAAUCAGAGUUAACGUUUCGGGUCGAGUGACAGUUCCACAGAACUGAUGGUAGCGAGGAAAAUGUGCUCUGCUUAGCAAGUUGAGGACAGAAGCGGCAAUCUCUCUCUCUCUCCCAGACACCACUGCAAGUGCCAAGCUCUGCCUAAUCUACAGAGGAUCAAGAGUGUGUUCCCCUCUCUCUCAGACACCACACUAAGUGUUCUGCUUAGCAACUCAAGGGCAGAAUUGCCAAUUUCUCUCUCUCGCCCCAGAUCCCAGUACAAGGAACAAACUGUGUUUGCCCAACUCAGACUCGGGAGUCGGGGAUAACAAGGUGUGGAGCUGGAGGAACACAGCAGGCCAGGCAGCAUCAGAGGAGCAGGAAAGCUGACGUUUCGGGUCUGGACCCUUCGGCAGUUCCUACUAUCUCAGACUCAGGAGUGCCGCUCUGUCCCUCUAGGCCAGGGUGCCCCGUGUGUGUAAGGCCAGGACUAUGCGGCCAGAAUGUUGGCCAGGAAGAGCAUCAUCCCGGAGGAGUACGUGCUGGCCCGGAUCGCCGCCGAGAACGUGCGCCGGCAGCCCCGGUACACGGCGCGGCCCCGCCAGGCUCGCUUCAUCGCCAAGAACGGCUCGUGUAACGCGGCUCACAAGAACAUCCGAGAGCAGGGCCGUUUCCUGCAGGAUGUCUUCACCACCCUGGUGGACCUCAAAUGGCGCUACACCCUCUUCAUCUUCACCAUGUCGUUCCUGUGCAGCUGGCUCCUCUUCGCCAUGAUGUGGUGGCUGCUAGCGUUCGCCCAUGGGGACCUCGACCCCCGGCCGAGCUCAGGCUCCGAGCCGUGUGUCACCAAAGUGCGGUCGUUCAGCUCGGCGUUCCUGUUCUCCAUCGAGGUGCAGGUCACCAUCGGCUUCGGCGGCAGAAUGAUCACCGAGGAGUGCGCGACCGCCAUCACCGGCCUCAUCGUGCAGAACAUCUCGGGGCUGAUCAUCAACGCCGUCAUGUUGGGUUGUAUCUUCAUGAAGACAGCGCAGGCUCACCGCCGGGCGGAGACUCUCAUCUUCAGCCGCCACGCCGUCAUCUGCCUGAGGAACGGCCGCCUCUGCUUCAUGUUCAGGGUGGGCGACCUGAGGAAGAGCAUGAUCAUCAGCGCCUCGGUCAGGAUGCAAGUGGUCAGGAGGAGCACCACGGCCGAGGGCGAGAUCCUGCCGCUGCACCAGAUCGACAUCCCGGUGGACAACCCCCUGGAUAGCGGCAGCAUCUUCCUGGUCGCUCCGCUCACCAUCAGCCAUGUGUUGGAUCGCCGCAGCCCGCUCUAUGAGAUCUCGGCCAGUGACCUGCAGAGCCAGAACCUGGAGGUCAUCGUCAUCCUCGAGGGGGUGGUGGAGACCACGGGCAUCACCACACAGGCCCGGACCUCGUACAUCUCCGAGGAGAUCCUGUGGGGCUACCGCUUCGUGCCCGUCGUCACCGAGGAGGACGGUGUCUACUCGGUAGACUACUCCAAGUUCGGCAACCGCGUCAAGGUGGCGACCCCGAGGUGCUCGGCCCGAGAGCUCGACGAGAAGCCGUCCAUCCUGAUCCAGACCCUGCAGAGGAGCGAGCUCUCGCACCAGAACUCGCUGAGGAAGCGCAGCUCCAUGAGGAGGAACAACUCCAUGAGGAGAAGCACCUCGUCCCUCCUCAGCAAAGUGCAGUUCUUCACCCCCACCGACUCCGCCGAGUACUGAGAAACCGGCUCAAAUCGUUUCUCAACAGUGGGGACGCGUUUGUUUUCUAUGAACUGAGACUUGAAACCAGUUUGCUGCACGGUCCGGACACUCUCUGAGAGGGUCUUUUUAUUUUGAGAUCAUUUGUUCUAUUCGUGGCCAGAUCACAACAGAACACGGACUGACGAUAUAUUCAGCCUCAUAUAACAUAUACAUAAUAUAUAUGAGAACAUGUAAUAUAAUAUCAAAUGUAUUAUAUAUGUACGCACAUAAUAUACGAAUAGAAUAUUAAAAAAAAACCAAGCUGCAGAUUAUAUUGAAAUAUA